UCCUCCGCGCGAGCCCGGCGAGCUUCGCCGCGGAUGCCCUGCCCGGAGCGCUCCGUGCCGCGCCAGGCUGGCCAGGGUCCGCGGCGAGACAUGCCCGAGCCGGGCGCUGCACCGACCUCGACUUCUCUGUAAGCGGCGGAAGGCACCAUGGUCAGCAAGGACAGCGGCAGAUGCACACUCACGCCGCCGCCCGAGAGCGAAGUGGAGCCGGCCGCCUGCCUGGCCCUGGAGAUGAAGUACGCGCUGGACCCCAACCGGCAGGUCAAGAAACGGAACAAGGCCUUGCAGGUGCGCUUCAAGGACAUCUGCGAGGCACAGAACGAGCAACGUGAUGUGCAGCCGCCGCCCUCGGGCCUGCCUGUGGAAAGGCGAGAGGCCAGGCCCGCGUCCUGCAGGGCUGCCUACCGCAAGUACCUGACGGUGCCCGCGCGCCGCUCCAUCCCCAACGUCACGAGGAGCACGGGUGUGCAGACCUCGCCCGACCUCCGCAAGUGCUACCAGACCUUCCCCCUGGACCGCAAGCGCGGGGCCCCCCGCGGCAUCCCGGCCACAGAGCCCGCGCCAGGCCAGAACGAUGGGCUGCUCCCCUCGGAGGCCCUUGGCAAGGGCGAGGCGGAGGUGGCCCGGCCGUGCGGCGCGGGGCGCAUUCACAAGACCACAGCCCUGGUCUUCCGCUCUAGCGAGCACAUGAACGAGCUGGACCGGCCUCCCGCGGUCAACUGCGCGGAGCCCUGCACCAGCCCCGACCCGCUCAGCUCUCCUGAAGCUCCACUCCAGAACUCCCCGGGGCCUCUGGCUGCAGCAGAACCUGUGCCGCCCGCCCCCAGCGCAGAGCUUAAAACGGAGGUCACCACUACGUAUGUGCCGGCCCCGGGCGCCAGGGUGGCCGAGCCGGGCUUGUGGGACUCUGCCGCCGCCAGCCAGUGGUCCCUGUGCCCAGCUGAAGAGGAGCAGAGGAGAGCCACGCAGCUCAACGGGCUCCAGGCGCCUGUGGACUCUGCGGCGGCCUGCUCACCCCCAGCGCAGUGCCUGUCCCCCAGGUGCCGCGAGCGGGUGCCGGACAGCCCGCCCAGUCCAAUGGCGGCGGCUGCGGGGCAGGAAUGCCAACAAAUCGUGCCUCACACGGAAGUGGUGGACCUCAAAGCACAGCUUCACGUGAUGGAGAACCUGAUCAGUUCCAGCCAGGAGACCAUCAAAGUGCUCUUGGGGGUCAUUCAGGAGCUGGAAAAAGGAGAGGCCCACCGGGAAGGGCUUUCCUAUCGGACGGGGCAGGACACAGCUAACUGUGACACGUGCAGAAACAGUGCCUGCAUUAUCUAUAGUGUGGAGCUCGACUUCAAGCAGCAAGAAGACAAACUGCAGCCAGUGCUGAGGAAACUCCAUCCCAUUGAGGAAACUCAGGUCGCACCUUCGCCUUACUCUCAGGAGACCUCCUCCUCCACUCCCAAGCAAAAAUCCAAAACCGAAUCCAAAAAGCACGGAAGAUGGAAACUCUGGUUCCUUUAGGACGCGUGGUGAGCGGAGUCCCACGGCCGACUCUGAACCCACUCGAGUGAAGUCAAUCCUUUUCCGAGACGGAUCGGACGGAGGACACCGGGGUGCCGACGCGGGCGCCCCCCGCUUCUCGCCCUGCGUACCAAAAAAGGCCUUUGUACCAAGAGAUCACCAACAGCAGCACGGUGUGCAGGGCCCCACCGUGCUGGCUGUUCGUCACAGCUCACUGCGGAGGGGAGCAAAACCGGAAACGGAACCUACACCGUCCAAGACGCUGUGUCACACUCCGCUUCCCCUCCUCCGAGACCUGCAAGAAUUAUGUCAUCAGCCUGGGCCAGGGCAGGGUGUCACUCUGUACACAGCUAAAACUCAUAGUUAUUUUCAAGCCUUUAUUUAUUUAUUUUUAAAUAAUGAGAAGAAAAUCGCAAGCCUUAUGUUUGCAAAGGACCUCAUUUUUACGUUUCAUUUUGCAAAUAAGCAGGGGGCGAGUGCAACUUUCAGCACAUCAAAUUUGGAGAAAGCACAAUUUUUUCAAAUGGUCGGAGACCAUGAAUAAUCUCUCAAAUGUGACUACGUGUAUAUUUGCCUUCAUGUGCUGUAGCGCUAAGCCAAGUGACCACAUCUCCGUGUCACGCCGACACCUCUGAUUCAGCACCCUCUUCACCUCCAGACCUCCGCCGUGUGCGUUCACCGCUCAUUUUCCAAACGGCCAGCAGCCAGGAGUCCCCCAAAGUCGGGAUAUGCCUUUUAUCACUGCAGGUUGACAGGGUCAGCGCUCUGGGACACUAAGCUUUCUCAGAUCUCAUUUUUAAUCUUGUGGUACCCGAAGGCCAACUGAUAAAUUCUGGCAGGAAUCUGGAGACACACACAAUGGAUAAAUCCCAGGCGUCCGGACCG
This is a messenger RNA of Lepus europaeus (European hare), 2391 nucleotides long. RefSeq names its product inhibitory synaptic factor 2A (gene INSYN2A). The coding region runs from base 148 to 1506 and encodes 452 amino acids. The transcript is spliced from 4 exons. Gene Ontology annotation, biological process: inhibitory postsynaptic potential. The record is from RefSeq and is a predicted model, not a curated record. NCBI's taxonomy places the organism in Eukaryota, Metazoa, Chordata, Mammalia, Lagomorpha, Leporidae. Gene Ontology annotation, cellular component: postsynaptic density.